Molecule: messenger RNA, 216 nt
Organism: Cetraspora pellucida
Lineage: Eukaryota; Fungi; Glomeromycota; Glomeromycetes; Diversisporales; Gigasporaceae
Source: the annotation of a GenBank genome assembly
AUGUUCGCUGGAAGAAUGGAAGUUGUGACGUACAAUGAACACUGGGUUUCAGCAUUUAAUAAUGGAAAUGAAUCCAUCGAAGACAAGCCUCACCCUGGAUCUCCCCGCCAAGCAACCACUUCCAAAACCAUUGCCAAAAUCAAGGAAAUGGUAAUUGAAGACCCCCACGCAACUAUUAGAGAAUUAGUUAACCUUGUGGGUAUCUUCCAAGAAUGA